AUGCUCGGCACGAUCCUAGAACUGGGUGCACAGGAUCACAUGUCGGAGCUGGCGCGGCAGUCCGAGAACAAGACCCUCCUGCUCUUCUCUCAAGUGUAUCGCGGCAUGUCCGUCCUCUCUCGACAGCCCAUAGAGAAGCUCUACCAAGUGGUGCUCGACUACGUCAAAAUCGACUCGUCGCUCACUCCCGAGGAGAUUGUCGCCAGCGUCACGUUGUUCUUCACCGAACUCUUCCCUCUGGCCUACCACCAUUCCGCAGACAUAUCCGACAAGGACUUCGCUCGCGAUUACAAGGAGUGUCUCAGGAAGUCGAUCGAAAUCAUAUCUCCGUUCGGCGAUAUACCGAAGCAGGUGGCUCAGUCGUUGUCUAAGAGCUUGGAGGCCACCCGGCUGCUGCUGCAAGCCUUCAGGAUAGGCUCCGAGGUCCUCAACACCACCGACUCUCUGCUCAUCGAAGAAAACGGUUCGAGCAACUCCGAGUGCCACGGCGCUCUGGUCAAGAUGACUUACUGCCCCAAAUGCUCGGGUGGUCAUAAACACGCGAAGCCCUGUUCGGGCUACUGCCUCAACGUGCUGAGGGGCUGUCUGUCGAAGUACGUGGCCGAGCUAGAUCUGCCUUGGAACGGGUACGUGGAGGGUAUCGAGAGCCUGUUGAGCGCCGUGAAGCGGGGUGGAAACGAGGCAGGGGUGAACGCUGACGCUGUGAUAAGGAACCUCGACACGAAGAUCUCGGCGGCUAUCAUGCACUAUAUGGAGAAGGGCAAGGAUAUCGACAUAAGGAAAGAGCCCGUAAACAGGAAACAGCAAUUAAAGGGAAACAAAUUGGAAGGCCGAUCGUACGCCACCCCAAACAAGGGCAUCAAGGACGACCCCUCGAGCGAGAAUAAAACCUUUUAG
Molecule: messenger RNA, 897 nt
Organism: Phaedon cochleariae (mustard beetle)
Lineage: Eukaryota; Metazoa; Arthropoda; Insecta; Coleoptera; Chrysomelidae
Source: the annotation of a GenBank genome assembly